Molecule: messenger RNA, 1523 nt
Organism: Larimichthys crocea (large yellow croaker)
Lineage: Eukaryota; Metazoa; Chordata; Actinopteri; Sciaenidae
Gene: nbl1
Product: NBL1, DAN family BMP antagonist
Exons: 4
Coding region: 515-1081 (188 amino acids)
Biological process (GO): animal organ morphogenesis
Molecular function (GO): receptor ligand activity; BMP binding
Source: RefSeq, a predicted model, not a curated record
GAAACCUUCCCAACAGUUUCCCUCCCUCCCUCCCCGUUUUCUUUCGUCCAGAAACGGCACAGCAGGACCCCUGUCUGAGGGCUCAGCCGCGCCUUAGCCCUGCUACAGAGUUUUACAACAAAAGGCAACAACUUGGAAAGUGUUUUUCAGUGGAGUUACAAGGGAAUUUAACACUGGACGGGAACAGAACAAAGGGGAGGGACGGUCUGAGCUGAUGGACGCGGAGAUGAGAUAGCGCUCUUAACCUAACCCCAUCUCCCCAUCCUUCCCUGUCGGACGGACCGGUUCUUCUUUUUUUUUAUACUCCCUUUUCCAGAUAAUGUAACUCUUUUAUGACAGACUGGACUCGGAUCUAUCCUCACUGCUCACAAAAAAUAUUCUCCUUUAAUCAUCCGACUGCAAGCCGCAUCCUCUGCGUGUCCAGGUUUCGGUGAGGUUGCUCAGCUCAGCUCAGCGGGACGUUGCGCAGUGCUCAACUGGCUGUUCCCCGGGGUCGGUGAGCGGUGGUGCAGUCAUGUGGCAGAGGAUUCAGAUUUGCUGCGCACUGUUUGCACUGUAUUCAGCGGCACCGCCUGCACACAUCAACCGCCUGGCGCUGUUCCCUGACAAGAGCGCCUGGUGCGAAGCCAAGAACAUCACACAGAUAGUCGGGCACACGGGAUGUCAGCCUCGCUCUAUUCAAAACAGAGCUUGUCUGGGCCAGUGUUUCAGUUACAGCGUCCCCAACACGUUCCCACAGUCAACCGAGUCUCUGGUGCACUGUGACUCCUGCAUGCCUGCCCAGACUCAGUGGGAAGUGGUGACUCUGGAGUGCCCGGGCAGUGAAGAGUCUCCUCAUGUGGAUAAGCUGGUGGAAAGGAUCUUCCACUGUAGCUGCCAGUCCUGCAGUAAGGAAGGUGCCCAGGAGGGGGCGGUGAUGCAGCUGUACCCAGCAGACAACGUUGUGGAUGCUCCGUCUUUAUCCGACACCCUCAGCGGUGCUCAGUCUCACCCUCUGCCCCCUUCAGACACACACUCUAAUAAGCAUGCUCGCCUACACACAGACCAUCACACACUACCACAUACAUCAGACGGAGGGUAGGCCCCCGUCAUUUGGCUCCUUUUGUCACUUUGCUCAUCUCUUCCGCCCUCUCUGCUCUCCUCCACGCCACAUCCUUUGUACCAAUCUGUAGUAUUGUAAAGGCACUUUGAAAAUACGGCUUCACUUUGUGUUAAAACGUUUCUCUAAAGGCACACACACUCACAAAGUCAUGCUAUCAGAUUACACUCUAUUGUAUAUAAACUCGUACAAACACACACCAGCCUCUGCACUCUUUUUGUUUGCUGAUUAAACACGCAUAUGUGUGCAUCCAGACAUGACUGUAGUCUGUUAAUAAGCUGUAGUCUCAUUACUUUUAAUCUGCUUUGAUGCAAUAAAUUCUAUUGUUGUGAUAACUGCCCUUUUGUCUUUUGUUGUAUCCAUAAAAGUGCUAGUCAGGUCUCUGCUUUUCUGUUGCAGUGAGCAGCAUCAAAAGAAGUGGAGU